This is a messenger RNA of Emericellopsis cladophorae, 483 nucleotides long. RefSeq names its product Translation elongation factor. Gene Ontology annotation, molecular function: ribosome binding; RNA binding; translation elongation factor activity. The coding region runs from base 1 to 483 and encodes 160 amino acids. The transcript is spliced from 4 exons. The record is from RefSeq and is a predicted model, not a curated record. Gene Ontology annotation, biological process: positive regulation of translational termination; positive regulation of translational elongation. Lineage: Eukaryota; Fungi; Ascomycota; Sordariomycetes; Hypocreales; Bionectriaceae.
AUGGCUGCUGAGGAGCAUGAUCUCGAGUUUGACUCCGCCGAUGCCGGCGCGUCUUUGACCUAUCCUAUGCAGUGCUCUGCUCUGCGUAAGAACGGUUUCGUCGUCAUCAAGGGCCGUCCCUGCAAGAUUGUCGACAUGUCUACCUCCAAGACUGGCAAGCACGGUCACGCCAAGGUCCACCUUGUCGCCAUCGACAUCUUCACCUCCAAGAAGUACGAGGAUCUGUCCCCCUCCACCCACAACAUGGACGUUCCCAACGUCUCCCGCAGGGAGUACCAGCUCCUUGACAUCUCCGACGAUGGCUUCCUGUCCCUGAUGACCGAUGACGGUGACACCAAGGACGACGUCAAGGUUCCCGACGGCGAAGUUGGUGACCGCAUCAACAAGCUCUUCAAGGAGGAGGAGAAGGACGUCAAUGUUGUCAUUUUGACCGCCAUGGGCGAGCAGGCCUGCAUGGACGCCAAAGAGGCUCCCCGCGGUUAA